AUGCAUCUCUCGCAGCUGUGCCUCCUCGGGGCUUCGCUAGGCGCCUGUCUGUUCGCCGAGGCCAAGCCGCUCGAAGACUUGCCGCAACAGCACGUCAUGGCCGAGCCCGACUCGACGCAGACCGCACAAGGACCUCGAGAGACCGGCGUCGGACACUUCAGCGAAUGGUCGCGCGAGACGAAGAGGCGCUUCCUCAUCGAUUGGCAAGCAGGGCGGUCCUCAGAGUGGACAAUUGUCCAGGGCAACGAAGGCGGCGAUCUCGACUCCAUGACUGCCGCCCUCACCUGGGCGUAUCACCUACAGCACUCGACUUUCAACACGUCGAACCCGAUCAAGGCCAUUGCUCUGCUGCAGACUCCGACCGAUGCCCUCGAUCUGCGACCCGAGAACAAGAUCGCCCUCGACAACUCCCAGAUGAGCUCAGGCCACUCGGACCUGCUCACCAUCGAAGAGCUUCCUGAGGAUCCGGAGACGCUGGCAAACGACAUCAAAGGCAUCGUGAUUGUGGACCACCCUGUCCCGCUGAGGAAGUGGCACGAUGCCAAGCUUCUGAGCAUCUUUGACCACCACAAGGACAACGGCGCCGGGCCUCAUGCCGAGCCGCGCAUCUUCGAAAAGGUGGCGAGCUGCACGACCAUUGUCGCGCGCCAGAUGCUCGACGAGCUCGAGGCCCUGCCGGAAGAGUACCACAUGCCCCACGAGCUUCUCGAGCUCAUCCUGUCGGCCAUCGCGAUCGAUGCCGGCGGACUCCGAGAUGCCACCGAAGAGGACCGCAAGACGGCGCAGCGAGUCCUGGACCGGAGCGACUGGCGCGGCACAGACCUGGAGGACAAGAUGGCCGAGCUCGACGACGAACUCAGUGCUGCCAAGAAGGACCUUGACCAUCUCGGCGUCCGUGAUCUGCUGCGGAGGGACUGGAAGGGCGACCUCGUCGACACGCCGUCGCCGCGCACGCCCACCGUCAGCCUCGGCUUCGGGUCGAUCCCGUACUCGCUCGAGGAGCAGAUCAAGAAGACCGAGUUCGGCGAGCUGUUUGACUGGUUCGCCAUCGAAGCGGCGUGGACGGCGCAGGUCGGUGCCGACAUUAGCGUUGCCCUCAACAAGUACAAGACCAGGGAUGCCAGCGGCAAGAAGCGCAAGAUCCGCGAGAUCGUCCUGGUGGUCCGCACCGAUGUGCGCAUCAACGAGACACAGGCGGACAGUCUUUUCGAGACGGUCGUGAAAGCCGUCGAGGCAGACGAGUCGCUGAACGUGAAGCCAUGGCAUCGGGCCGACGAGCUGGGCAAGCGCCAGAUGGUCUGGACGCAUGAGCGGGAAGACGCCGGGAGGAAGGUCAUCCGGCCCCUCAUUGAGGCCGCAGUCGAGGCCUGGGACUGA
This is a messenger RNA of Verticillium nonalfalfae, 1377 nucleotides long. RefSeq lists its product as uncharacterized. The record is from RefSeq and is a predicted model, not a curated record. Gene Ontology annotation, cellular component: cytoplasm. The transcript has a single exon. Bases 1 to 1377 code for a protein of 458 amino acids. Gene Ontology annotation, molecular function: exopolyphosphatase activity. NCBI's taxonomy places the organism in Eukaryota, Fungi, Ascomycota, Sordariomycetes, Glomerellales, Plectosphaerellaceae.